UUGUCACCGAAAAAGAUGUACAAGCAAUCAAAAAAAUUUUUGAUCAUGAUGAUAGUAAAAGCCUUUCUUCAAAGAAAAGAGGUAAAAUGAAGGAAGUCGAGGCGUCGCAAAUAUUAUUUGCGAAAACUCCUGUGGAUGAGUCUUAUCAGGUGAUAAAAAAUGGUCAUUCUGAAGGAGUUCCGAUAAGCGGAUUAUCACCAAAUAAAAACAAUGCAAAAUCUGAACUUUCACGCCGCGUUCACACCGCGGCGAACGAAACAGCGGAACCAUUAUCAUCCGCGCAUACUAAUGUUCCUGAAAAUGCGACGAUGGGGAAUUCGUUGGUUUCUUCCUUAGAUAAACAACAAUUUCGCGACGAAUUCACUUCGAUUGUCAUUAAGCAAUGCGAGCGUUAUAAAAAGCUUAUGGACGAGUCCACCUUUAACAAGCACAAAGAGCGGUGCAUCAACAUUCUAUAUGACAAAGAAUUGCGAUUCUUUGAUAAAGAAAUGCAGCGGAAAGAUUCGAGGUUAGAUGUUGACCACUACAUGAAUAGUAUCCGAAAUCGCGUGUCAAAAUUUUUGGAAGAUUACAUGAAAAAAUUGGUUGAAUCCAUAAAGAAGUCCAAGAAAGAGAAAGAGUCAGGGGGCAGCACGAGCAUUAAGAGAGAACAUGAGAAUGAAGAUGGCCAAAACGUUAGAAGUGUUGUCAGUGUACUUGAAAAAAACAGUUUAGAUGAAAUAUUCGAACAGUUUGAUUUUGCACCAUGA
Molecule: messenger RNA, 749 nt
Organism: Acaulospora colombiana
Lineage: Eukaryota; Fungi; Glomeromycota; Glomeromycetes; Diversisporales; Acaulosporaceae
Source: the annotation of a GenBank genome assembly